Messenger RNA from Zingiber officinale, 819 nucleotides. RefSeq names its product actin-depolymerizing factor 5-like. The record is from RefSeq and is a predicted model, not a curated record. Gene Ontology annotation, biological process: actin filament bundle assembly; actin filament depolymerization. Bases 52 to 543 code for a protein of 163 amino acids. Gene Ontology annotation, cellular component: cytoplasm; actin cytoskeleton. The transcript has 3 exons. NCBI's taxonomy places the organism in Eukaryota, Viridiplantae, Streptophyta, Magnoliopsida, Zingiberales, Zingiberaceae. Gene Ontology annotation, molecular function: actin filament binding.
AUUGUGAAAAAGGAGGAUAUUUCGUCGGCCUAUAAAUGAUUCCCUCUGAGAAUGUCUUCUACUCCGAAGGCAGAAGCAGAGCUCACCGAUCGCCACAGGCAAGCUCCAACCAUGGCGAUGGCUUUCAAGAUGGCGACGGAGGGGAUGCGGGUGAAGCAGGAGUGUUUGAGCUCAUUCAUGGAGAUGAAGUGGAAGAAAGUGAGCCGCUACGUGGUGUACAAGAUCGACGAGCAGGCACGGGAGGUGAUGGUCGACAAGGUCGGCGCCGCCGGCGAGGGCUACGACGGCCUCGCCGCCGCCCUCCCAGCCGACGACUGCCGCUACGCCGUCUUCGACUUCGACUUCGUCUCCCGUGAUAACUGCCAGAAGAGCAAGAUCUUCUUCAUCACCUGGUCCCCAACCGCAUCAAGGAUCAGAUCAAAGAUCUUGUAUGCAACCUCAAAACAAGGACUGAGAAGGCUACUGGAAGGGAUCCACUAUGAGGUGCAAGCAACUGACCCUACAGAGAUGGGAUUUGAUGUGAUCCAAGAGAAGGCCAAAUGAGCAAGUUGGAUUAAUAAUUGCCAGCAUCAGCUGCUGCUCACUGACAAAGUAUUCCUAGAUCUUGUUUCGUUUAGCUUAUCAUGUGCUUGAGGCAGUGCAUUCUCCCAUUCAUCUUUGGCAUUGCUUGUCUUUAAUGUAGUAGUAAUGCAUUAUGAAGUGUUCCUGGAAAGGGAAUAAUGUUCUUUUAUCGAAUGCACCAGUUAAGCCGAUCUUAAACAGUUGGGACUUGUGUCUUGUUGCUUGGCACCCAAAUAACAUGUUCGGUUUCUUCGGUGA